Solanum tuberosum (potato) is the source of this 1024-nucleotide messenger RNA. RefSeq names its product MOB kinase activator-like 1A. The transcript is spliced from 7 exons. NCBI's taxonomy places the organism in Eukaryota, Viridiplantae, Streptophyta, Magnoliopsida, Solanales, Solanaceae. Bases 133 to 780 code for a protein of 215 amino acids. The record is from RefSeq and is a predicted model, not a curated record.
CUUUUUUUCUCCACUAUCUUUCUCUUUUGCCACCAUUUCUCUCUUCUCAUUGGAAAAAAAUAAAAAAUAAAAAAAUUCAAUCGAAAAAGCAUUUUCUAGAAAUCCAUUUCCAUAUAUAUAAAUUUUUAAAAAAUGAGUCUAUUUGGUCUUGGAAGGAAUCAGAGAACAUUCCGUCCCAAAAAGAGUGCACCCUCAGGGAGUAAGGGCGCACAAUUAAGACAGCACAUUGAUUCUACAUUAGGCAGUGGAAAUUUGAGAGAGGCUGUAAGGCUUCCUCCUGGGGAAGAUAUUAAUGAAUGGCUAGCUGUCAACACUGUAGAUUUCUUCAACCAGGUGAAUCUGCUUUAUGGCACCCUCACUGAGUUCUGUACGCCAGAAAACUGCCCGACAAUGACUGCAGGCCCCAAGUAUGAGUAUAGGUGGGCUGAUGGUGUACAAAUCAAGAAGCCUAUUGAAGUUUCUGCUCCGAAAUAUGUUGAAUAUUUGAUGGAUUGGAUUGAAACUCAAUUGGAUGAUGAAUCUUUAUUUCCUCAAAGGCUUGGUGCACCUUUUCCACCUAACUUCAAGGAUGUUGUCAAGACGAUAUUCAAACGUCUCUUUCGUGUAUAUGCACAUAUUUAUCACUCCCAUUUUCAGAAGAUUGUGAGUCUUAAGGAGGAAGCACAUUUGAAUACGUGCUUCAAGCAUUUCAUACUCUUCACCCAUGAAUUUGGGUUGAUUGACAAAAAGGAGCUGGCUCCACUCCAAGAUCUCAUAGAUUCUAUUAUUGUGCCUUACUAAACAUCUUCUUUCAGUUUGAUGUUAACCUAUUUUAAUAGGGAAUUAAUGAGUAUGAUGUGAUAAUAAUGUAUUUUAGACUUCUAUAUGUAUGUAGCCUAAAGUGACAUUUUAAAAUCAUUAUUGAUAUUGUGCAUGUAUUGUUUCAUGUUUGUAAUUAUCGGAAAUAAUCUCCCUACCUUCUCAAGGUAGGAGUUAAGGUUGCGUACACACCUUUUUCAUAUCUCACUUAUGGGAUUACAAUGGA